Molecule: messenger RNA, 764 nt
Organism: Trichoderma reesei QM6a
Lineage: Eukaryota; Fungi; Ascomycota; Sordariomycetes; Hypocreales; Hypocreaceae
Gene: calb
Product: calcineurin, beta subunit
Exons: 5
Coding region: 109-633 (174 amino acids)
Molecular function (GO): calcium-dependent protein serine/threonine phosphatase regulator activity; calcium ion binding
Source: RefSeq, a predicted model, not a curated record
AAACCCACGCCGCUCCAACACCACGAUACCCGCCCCGAAGCCUCGCUCCCCAUCUUUCCUCCCUCCGCUCGAGACGAAAUCCAGCGCAAGAGUCGCUGCGCCUUCAACAUGGGCAACACCACCAGCACCGUGCUGGACAACAUCGUCCAGGGCUCCAACUUUGACAGAGAAGAGGUCGACCGGUUAAGAAAACGAUUUAUGAAGCUCGACAAGGAUAACUCUGGCACGAUCGAGCGUGACGAAUUCCUCAGCCUUCCUCAGAUCUCCUCCAACCCGCUUGCGACACGCAUGAUUGCCAUUUUCGAUGAGGACGGCGGCGGCGACGUCGACUUCCAAGAGUUCGUCUCGGGCCUGAGCGCCUUCAGCAGCAAGGGCAACAAGGAGCAGAAGCUGCAGUUCGCCUUCAAGGUGUACGACAUUGACCGCGACGGCUACAUCAGCAACGGCGAGCUCUUCAUCGUCCUCAAGAUGAUGGUGGGCAGCAACCUCAAGGACCAGCAGCUGCAGCAGAUUGUCGACAAGACCAUCAUGGAGGCGGACCUCGACAAGGACGGCAAGAUUAGCUUUGAGGAGUUUACCAAGAUGGUGGAGAAUACCGACGUGAGCAUGAGCAUGACUCUUGACCAGUUCUAGUCAUCUACAGAGGAGCAGGAGGCAAGGGACGGCGUUGGUCUCGGGUAGGCCACCGCCACGACCGGCGGAGGUUUGUGGACAAUGGGAUACAGCAGUUAUGAUCAUGAAAUAUCUACGCUCGCAUUUCUUCU